Messenger RNA from Apis mellifera (honey bee), 935 nucleotides. RefSeq lists its product as uncharacterized. NCBI's taxonomy places the organism in Eukaryota, Metazoa, Arthropoda, Insecta, Hymenoptera, Apidae. The record is from RefSeq and is marked validated. Gene Ontology annotation, cellular component: mitochondrion.
AUUCUAUGUUUGUAUCACAAUGAGGACGAGUGUGUAGCUAAAAUCUCAAAAUUUUAACUUUGAUGUAUUAAUCAAAUAUAAAUACCUAUCUAAAAAUUUUAUUUACUCCAUUGUUAUAUUAUUGUGAUUAUAAAUUAAUCUGAAAAAUAAUAUAUCAAUUUUGUUAUUUAUUAUUAUUAAUGAUCUCUUAACAAAACAAAAAUUAAACGCAACUGGAUGGACAUUUUUCGUAUUAUUAAACGUUACUGGGUUGUAACUGCUUUUCCUAUUCUCACUACUAGUCUUAUUAUUUUAGAUCUUAAACGUACUCGAAAUUGGAAAAAACUUAGUGAACAGAAAAAAUUAAAAUAUGAAUUAGAAAAUUAAAAUGGCAUUCCUAAAAAAUUCACUUGUAACACAAUAUAGUUUGACUGUUGUUGGACUUAUUGGUGUAUAUAUUUUGACACGCCAUUUAUAUAAUUAUGCUUCUGAUUUAACAAUGACAACUUAUCGUGAUAAAUCAGCUUUAUAUGGAAGAGAAUUAAAACCUGGAGAGCCUCCGUCUUGGCCAUAAUAUGUUAAUUAUAUUUCCUAAAAAAACUUUAAACUUUAAAAAAUGUAGUAAAAGUUUAUUGUAAAUUAAUAAUAAAAGAAUAAUAAAGUAGUAAUAAUGUAACAUGUAGUAAUGUAUCAAUUAUAUAAAUCAUUAAUUUUCUUUUAAGAUAAUGAAAUAAAAAAAAUAUUGCUUAAAAAAAUAUAUGUGAUACAUGAAAUAAAUAAAUCUGUUUUUAUGAGAUAAUUAAUAUACAACAUAUUGAAAUAUUGCAUUAACAAAAUAUUAUUAUUUCUUAAGUAAUAAAUGUUUUUAUUUCUUAAGUAAUUUUUAUUGUAAUUUUGUAUGUUAUGGUAUUUUGAUAUUCUAAAUUAUCAUGAAUAAAUCUAUGGAUUUUUUAUUC